This is a messenger RNA of Bufo gargarizans (Asiatic toad), 1481 nucleotides long. RefSeq names its product sideroflexin 3 (gene SFXN3). Lineage: Eukaryota; Metazoa; Chordata; Amphibia; Anura; Bufonidae. The coding region runs from base 124 to 1092 and encodes 322 amino acids. Gene Ontology annotation, biological process: monoatomic ion transport; serine import into mitochondrion. The record is from RefSeq and is a predicted model, not a curated record. Gene Ontology annotation, cellular component: mitochondrial inner membrane. The transcript has 11 exons. Gene Ontology annotation, molecular function: monoatomic ion transmembrane transporter activity.
CAGCAGGCUAGGCUGUGCUCCCCUCCCUUCUACUGUACAAGCAUGUGAUGUCAUUGAGAGGUCACUGCGAUCACUGGAUGCUACAUACCAUUUGACUUCUGAGCAAGGACAUAGACGAGCACAAUGCCUGAAGACCUUCCUUUCAACAUUAACAUCAAGGAACCUCGAUGGGAUCAGGGCACGUUCGAAGGGAGAGCCAGACACUUCUUCAUGGUAACAGAUCCUCGUAAUAUUCUGCUUGGACCCAAAGUUCUUGAUGAAGCAAAGAACAUUAUUGAAAAUUACAGAAAUGGAGUUCGAACGCCAGGCCUUACUGAAGACCAGCUAUGGAAAGCAAAAUACAUCUAUGAUUCCGCAUUCCACCCGGAUACAGGAGAGAAGAUGGUCUUGAUAGGACGGAUGUCGGCACAGGUGCCCAUGAACAUGACAAUCACAGGCUGCAUGCUGACAUUUUACAGAACAACCCCUGCUGUUGUGUUUUGGCAGUGGAUCAAUCAGUCUUUUAACGCCAUUGUUAAUUACACCAACAGAAGUGGGGACGCUCCUAUCACCAACAGCCAACUGGGAACAGCCUACGUUAGUGCAACCACCGGGGCAGUCGUCACUGCUCUGGGACUCAAGUCAUUGACCAAGCGCCUUCCCUCAUUAAUCGGGCGCUUUGUGCCUUUUGGUGCUGUAGCUGCGGCUAACUGCAUCAACAUCCCCCUUAUGAGACAAAGAGAAUUGAAGUUUGGGAUCCCCAUUACAGAUGAGAAUGGAAACAGACUGGGAGAGUCUACAAAAGCUGCUCAGCAGGCCAUUGCCCAGGUGGUGGUAUCUAGGAUUGGCAUGGCAGCUCCGGCUAUGGCAAUCCCCCCAGUGAUAAUGAACAUAUUGGAGAAGAGAGCAUUUCUUAAGCGCUACCCCUGGAUGAACGCACCACUACAAGUUGGCCUAGUUGGAUUUUGUCUGGUGUUUGCAACUCCUUUGUGUUGUGCACUUUUCCCUCAAAAGAGCUCUAUGAAAGUAUCCAGUUUGGAGCCGGAGGUCCGCGAUCACAUCCUAGCAAAGAGCCCCGGUACAGAGCUUGUAUAUUUUAACAAAGGACUCUAGACAUGGGCCAUAUAGUGUCUCCAUACUGAGCAGACCCUAUAGGAAACGUUUGUGUCUACAAUACACUCUACAAGCUGCUACUAUACAUUGUAUUCCUCCAUGAGGGUAUUUCCAGCCUUCUCAGGUAUAACCAGACACAGUGUAAUGUUCUGUGAGGUUUGUGAUUGGGUGUUUUCCUGGUAAAUUGAAUACAUUCCAGUUAGAAGUGACAUUUCCCAGGACUGAUUUCAUAGGUUAUACUAGGCCUUUGAGAACUGAAAACAAAAAUAGGCCUAAUUCAUAUUCAUAUUCAGGCAGAUUUAUGAAAAUUGUCCUAAGAAAUAUUUUAUUUGCUGCUCAUAGCAACUAGGGAUGAGCGAAUUGACUUCGGAUGAAACAUCCGAAGUCGA